Messenger RNA from Styela clava, 3785 nucleotides. RefSeq lists its product as uncharacterized. Gene Ontology annotation, biological process: regulation of transcription by RNA polymerase II; cell differentiation. NCBI's taxonomy places the organism in Eukaryota, Metazoa, Chordata, Ascidiacea, Stolidobranchia, Styelidae. Gene Ontology annotation, cellular component: nucleus. The record is from RefSeq and is a predicted model, not a curated record. Gene Ontology annotation, molecular function: sequence-specific DNA binding; DNA-binding transcription factor activity, RNA polymerase II-specific.
AUCUUUAAUGAAGCAGUUAGACAAAUAUACUCUGUACAUCUUGUGAUUUCCGUUUAAUCGAAGCAAACCUAUUGGCCACGUCAACAUUAGGGAAUUUAAAAUUUCCGAAAAUUGAUUGCAUAUUGAAGAAAAGCAGAAAAAAAAUACUCAAAUACAAAUUUUGGUUUAAAGGAAGGAAAUAUCUUCAAGGCGAAGGACGAAAACAGCACAAAAGCAGAUUUUUGAACAGAUCUUACUUUGGAGCAAAGACCCUUAUAAGAAGGGAGAAAAAUGCUGAGUAUGAGCAGUCUUCCUGAAGAUUUCUCUGUCAAAACACGACGAGCGCAAAACGAGCUUCCUCCAGGACUUGUGCCAACUGCACCAGCAAGAAAGGCCGAUCCUAACUUGUGCAGUGAAGUGGGAGGAACGUACGACAUUGCAAAUAACCAUUCUCCCGUGGAAGCUGCAGAUCUUCGAUAUCGUGCGUAUAAUAAUCAAACGGACAGUAAACGUCACCCUAGUCCACCCCACUUAUACCGCAAUCCAGAUCCAUUCUUGGGUAACGGUACACAAAAACCUGAUUCUUAUCCAGAAAAUAACAACAAUAAUCAUCACAACAGCAACUUGGCAAGAGGGAAAGAUUCACCUAUCAGUCGCCAAGACUUCAGUCAAUCACUCUGCACAGAUAAGUUUGCCACAAACGGAUCUGUAUCUCCACCAGUUGGUCAACAUCCAUUCAUCAACCAAGCACUUAGCAACGGACCAUCAUCUACCGUGAACGACGGCAGUUCAUCGUUUUCUUCAUUCCUCCAGGACACGGAAAAUCAUAUCGGUUUGCAGAUGACAAAUGGAAUGGCUUCUUCCAAUAAUUCCUCUAGUGUAGGAACACCACCCAAACUAUACAGCGACCCGGUCUACGUUAAAGAAGAACUAUCAGGAGCGCUUACUCCGCCAGAUUUAGCAGUCAGUGCGGAUCAAAGUUCAGAAAUCGUUACCGACGCAACAUCUACCAGAUCUCAUAGCCUCACAUCCAUGGCGCCAUUUCAGUCAUCACAGCCUCCCCAAAAUUUGACUUCCACUUCGUCUUCGUCAAUUGACUACACAAUGUCUUCAUCCGCAUUCAGACCUCCCCAUUCUACAUCAAGCCAAGAUUACUAUCACAGUCAAAUGAGCGCCUCUUUCUCAGGUGCUUUCAAAAGAGAAUCUUCGAACACAAUAAGAGGCAAUGCGUCGAUUUCUUCUCCGAGCGAAACAACUCGUUCCAAUUCAAGACCAACAUCCGCCAGCAUGCCACCUCCUCUACAAAUGACGGAUACACUCGCAGCUGCUGUCAGUGGAAUAACUUCACAUCCCUAUACAGCUGCCUCAUCGUUUUCUUCUUAUCAUGGUGUUUCACGACCUGAUUCUGAAAGAACAAACACCCCGACUGGUGCUGCAGGCUCAUACGGCCAGAAUACUUAUUCAUCCGCUCCCCCGCCGCUAGUACAAAGCAACGACAACAUACAACAGCAACAACGAUCCGAUGCAGAUCCACAGAAGAGAGUGAUUGUACCCGCAGAUCCUCUGGUAUGGUCUUGUGAACAUGUUCAAGAAUGGCUUGGAUGGGCAAUCGCCGAAUAUAAUCUCCAAGGUGUAAAUACAUCUUCCUUUGCCUCCUUCGAUGGGCGUCAAUUGUGUCAACUAAAUAAAGAUCACUUUUAUAGUUUAACAAGCCAAGCUAAUGCCGAUGUUCUUCUUGGACACCUGAGUUAUUUGAGAAGACCAACAAGUCUCUUGCCAAAUCUUAGUUCUGACGAUGUUGAAGACGUUAUACACGGAGGUGGUGCUUUCCGAUACCCAGGCAUGUCCAGAAGUUCAUCAUAUGACCCACCUUACGAUAUGAUGGGGCCAUCAAGAUCCCCACGAUAUGUUACAAGCACCGGGGAAAAAGUUGAUCCAUACCAAUUGUUUGGACCCACAAGUGCACGAUUAUCUAAUCCUGGUAGCGGUCAGAUUCAACUAUGGCAAUUUUUGCUAGAGCUGUUGAGCGAUCCGGCAAAUUCAACCUGUAUUACAUGGGAAGGUACAAACGGGGAAUUCAAGAUGGUAGACCCGGACGAAGUUGCACGCCGGUGGGGCGAACGAAAAAGCAAACCAAAUAUGAACUACGACAAACUGAGCAGAGCAUUAAGGUACUACUAUGAUAAAAACAUCAUGACCAAAGUUCAUGGAAAAAGGUACGCUUACAAAUUUGACUUCCAAGGACUCGCCGCAUCAUUGCAGCCACAACCCGAUCAUACACCAUUCACAUACUCCAGAGAUAUGCAUUUCAUGACUCCCGGUUAUUCCUUUGCCUCGCCAGUGCCUCCAGCACCAAUGACAAUGCAUCAUUCGAGAGGAAUUCCCGGCAAAGGAAGUUAUAGACACCAUCCUCCGCCGGCGUUGAAUUACCCUUCACAUGCUCAGGGAAUGGCUCCAGAUCCACAGCACUAUUCAGCGUGGUCAUCAUCUGGGCACGGAAUGGGAUAUUCCAGUAGUUCACUGAACCCACAUCCAAAUCAACCACUGCCUCAGACUUCGUAUUACAACUGAACCCAAAUACGUAUAUAUUUCGAUGCUGCGAAAUACGGGUAAAUUGCAAGAACGGAUGUUCCAACCUUAGUUGUUCUGAAUCAAUAUAAUUUGCAGAUGACUAGAAAGUAAGGUGCUGAUCAAAUAAGAGCUGCUUUAAAUUCAAUCACUGUCAAAAUAACAAGCUAUUUGUGCAAGUUUUAAAUUGCAUUUGUUCAUCAGUUAAUAUGCCACCUGGUCGGUCAAACGCUUAUGAAAGGUGGAUAGUUCCAUUAUGGUGCCUUAAAAAUUAUACUUAUUAUUUUUAAUAUUGUUUUUAAGUUACGCACAGGAAUAAUUAUGGUUAUUUUUUGUUUGAAUUUUUAUAACUUAUAUGAAGAAUGGCCUGUCUCGUUAUUACUUUGCUGUUUUGCGUUAUUACUCUUUUCUUUUAAAUAUCAAUGACUAGUGCCUUUAUUUGUGUAUUUCUCAGAAGCCAAAAAUGUUUAAUAAUUUGACAUUCCAAAAUAAAAAUAUUUCGUUUAUUUUCAACGUGUUGAAAAUUAUCUUUAUGCAAUCUAUCAAGUGCAUUGCGACAUUCCCGUAGUUUUGCUCCGUGUAUUCUUCAACUUGUUUGUAUUUUUUAUUCUUAGUUGGUGCAUUCUUUUUUUUAGACAAGGGACGUUUUAUAUAGUCUUUAAUUUGUCUAUAAGCUUCCUAUUGUAAAGGACAAAAUUUAAAACACCAUAAAUGUGUGUUCACUCUGAGUUCAGUGUGUCACUUGUGGCUGGUGUAAAUAUUGUCGGCACAAUAUACCAUUUGCUAUUAUGCCAGAAUGCUUACUUAUCUACAUGGUGAAUGUAUUAGUAUUUUUUCUGGCUCUAACUGGAUUAAAGUCGUCCAUAAUUACGGCGUAUAUUCUAUAACAUUUAGAAUAAAACACUGUACACUACAUAAAAUAUCACUGAUUAAUUGGCCAAACGCCAUGCACGUUAAUGGGGUUGAAUGGGAAAUUACACGAAACAGUUCUGGCCCACAUGUAUUGCAUUUGUUCUAUCGUCAAAUUUCUAUUUUUGAUGUUUUAAAACUUUUUGUGAGUUUAUAUAUAUGUGUACCAUCCUAUGGCCAACUAAAAUUUAACUGCUGAACUUGGUUUUCGCAAGAGAGAUAUACUUUGAAAUAAUCCCUAUCUUUAUAGGAAUUGCCAGAUAAAGUGCUAGAAUAUUUGUUUUUCGUAAUUUUGUGUUUCGCCAAAGUAAAGUAAAAGAAAAUUUGAA